This is a messenger RNA of Punica granatum (pomegranate), 1149 nucleotides long. The record is from RefSeq and is a predicted model, not a curated record. Lineage: Eukaryota; Viridiplantae; Streptophyta; Magnoliopsida; Myrtales; Lythraceae.
CGACUAUAUCAAACCAGAACAGCGUUGCCAUGCGGGUUUAUAUAGAUUCAGGCAACUCACAGUUUUGGAAGAGAGAUUUGAACGAUUGUUGAUCUCGAUCUCUCAUUUUGUUUUAUUUUAUCAGUAUAUAGAAUUACUGGCAAGUUUCCGAUGGCUGAUCACCAAAGAAUCCAUCCGGUCCAGGAUCCAGAGUUGGCACAGCCUCAGACACCGACUGAUCCAUUAGUGCCACGGGGUUCCUCAAGAUCCGACAAAGGGGACCCGAUAGAGUACCAACCUCUUCGACGCACCCUCCCAGUUGUGCACUCCAAGCCACCCAAGAGGAGAAGCUGUUGCUGCAGGUUCCUCUGUUGGACACUGUCCAUCCUUUUGCUCCUAGUGAUUGCUGUCGGGGUAACUGCUGGUAUCUUGUACCUGGUGUUCCGACCGAAGCUCCCAAAAUACUCAAUUGAUGGCCUGCGAAUAACUCAGUUCAAUCUCAGCAACGAUGACAGCUUAUAUGCCACCUUUAGUGUGAACAUUACUGCUAGGAACCCCAAUAAGAAAGUCGGGAUCUACUACGAGGGAGGCAGCCGCAUAACUGUUUCAUACACGGGGUCGCAACUCUGCGAGGGGGCGCUACCAAAGUUCUACCAGGGCCACAGGAAUACAACUGUGCUUCAAGUGCCUCUAACGGGACAAACCCAGAAUGCCAGUGCGCUGCUCCUGUCAUUGCAGCAGCAGCAGCAGCAGACUGGUGUCAUCCCUCUGAACCUUAGGGUCCGACAGCCGGUGAGGAUCAAGCUUGGCAAGCUGAAGCUCCCAAAGUUAAAGUUCUCAGUCCGAUGCAGGCUUGACGUGGACAGCCUCUCUGCUCAGAAUGUCAUUAGAAUAACGAGCAGUAGCUGUAAGUUCAGAUUUAGGCUAUAAAUUAUACAAGACGAAAUAUUCCCGGAGGCUCGGCCGACUGGCUUGCGCACAGCACAGAGGCAGUGACCCAUUAUUCAGGAUAGCUACUAUACUUACCACCUGAUGCCAUGUCAAACUGCCCUAUUAUUUAUUUCUCCAUUUUUCUCGAGGUUAUAAGGUUUCAGUUUUUGUUUUCAAUUUCUCUUUGCCAUUGUUCACAGCCAUAUAAUAAAGGUAUACCACCCUCACUGUACAUUUUCA